Physcomitrium patens is the source of this 1692-nucleotide messenger RNA. RefSeq names its product transcription factor SRM1. Lineage: Eukaryota; Viridiplantae; Streptophyta; Bryopsida; Funariales; Funariaceae. The record is from RefSeq and is a predicted model, not a curated record. Gene Ontology annotation, molecular function: DNA binding.
GUCGGGGUAUUGUUUUUUUUUGUUUUUUUUUUUCUGUUUUGUUGGUGCUGUUGUGCUGCUGCUUUACAUGGGGGACUGUGGAAGAAUGAUAUCAUUGAUUUUUCUUAGGGUUUCAACUUCGGAGGUCUCGGUGCCUUCGCGUUGUUUGCUAGAUUUGGCUUGAGGUAGAGUUCGCGGGGGGGUUCUGUUUUCGUUCCACAGUUUUUUCCCUCCUCUGCUGACUCGAGUUUUGCAAUGCCUUGUCUUCUUGGCCAAGUCGUUUUCGGGUGAUUUGCAUUGGACCUCUCAGCCAUGUCACGUGUUUGCGUCGGGAACUGAGCCCCUUCGGGCUGUCGAGAGAGGGGACAGGGAGCUGGAAGAACGACAGAAGAGUGGUGGUGAGCAGCUCGGUGGGAGGUUGUGGCUGCAGGUCUUACGAGGUCGGUGAAGUGUAGUUUCGUUGGUUUGAGGCAAGGGACGUAUUAUUCAAGGAUGGCGGAAUCCCAGUCCUCUCUUACGACUGCUUCGGGCUCAGUUUGGACGCGGGAACAAGAUAAAGAGUUUGAGAAUGCAUUAAACAACUUUGAUGAAGAUACUCCGAAUCGAUGGGAACAGAUUGCGGCAGUGGUGACUGGGAAGGACGCAGCUGAAGUUAAGAGGCACUAUGAAAUAUUGCAAGAGGAUGUUAAUUUGAUAGACUCAGGACGAGUUGCACUUCCUAAUUACAGUUUGUCGUCCCUCUCGUUAUCUGAGGAGGGAGCAGCAUCUGACAGUCCAGGUGUGAAAAAAGGGACCUCGUUCUCUGGGCAAGUAUCAGGACCUAGCGCGAAUGCUAAUGGCAAUGGAAAUGCUGCGUUGGGUGGGAAGGGCAUGUCAUCAAAAUCCGCAGAUCAAGAGCGGAGGAAGGGUAUUCCUUGGUCAGAAGAGGAACACAGGCUAUUUUUGUUAGGAUUGGCCAAAUUUGGAAAGGGUGACUGGCGGAGUAUAUCUCGGAAUUUUGUUAUUUCAAGAACUCCUACACAGGUUGCAAGUCACGCUCAGAAGUACUUCAUAAGAUUGAAUUCCAUCAACAAAGAUAAGCGAAGAUCCAGUAUUCAUGAUAUCACAAGUGUGAAUAAUGGAGAUGCUGCUCAACAAGGGCAAGGCCCUAUUACUGGUCAGCCCGGACCCGGCUCUGCUACGGGGCAACCAAUUCCAGGGGGGAUGCAACCAGGAAUGUAUCCUGGUCAGCAAAUGAUUGGCCAACCACCGGCUGUUGGUGCUCCCGUUAUGUUGCCACCUCCAGGGCACGUCUCGUAUGGACCCAGGGGACAUCUUCCAAGGCCUGUGAUGCCUGGUCAGCAGAUGGGAAUGGCACCCCAUAUGUCGUAUCCAAUGUCACAGCCAGGUAUGCAUCAUUGAUAAGGCCUUGGUUAAGUGUUUCUAAAAUCUGUUAGUGGAGCCCUUGUUAUGAAUUGGGAUUAAAACACAUUGUGUGCCCACGUUUGUAUUUGUACAUCAGUUUGUGGCCCAUGAAACAGAGCAACGAAAGUUGCUGGUUGGUUUGUUAUAGGUAGGCAAGAAAGGCUGCCUUGUAAUAUAGUUUCUUCACGUGCAAUAAAAUCUAGCCAACAGUGCUUACAAUCAAGUUUUCGUUUCUUUUGAGACAUUUGUCUUGGAGAUCGGAUACACGGCUUCGCAGCACUUCUGAGGUCUAGUAUUUAUGCUUGUAAA